AUGGUCAACUUUCACAAAGCCAUUGAAUCCACUUGUCUUGCUGCCUCUUCGCAAUCCUCCCCACUAAGAGCUGACAAGCCAUGUACACCGAUGAAAUCGCCGUUCGGUGUACUCUUGAGCAAGGCUGCUCUGAAACCAUUUGCACUUGCAGCGGGCCCCAAUGUGACGUUGCCUGAGCGGAACUGGAUAUCUGCUGUGGCGUUGUUGAAGAAGUAG
This is a messenger RNA of Parastagonospora nodorum SN15, 216 nucleotides long. RefSeq lists its product as hypothetical. The transcript is spliced from 2 exons. Bases 1 to 216 code for a protein of 71 amino acids. Lineage: Eukaryota; Fungi; Ascomycota; Dothideomycetes; Pleosporales; Phaeosphaeriaceae. The record is from RefSeq and is a predicted model, not a curated record.